AUGGAUCGAGGAAAGCAUCAAUCUCACAGGAAGCCCCGUCAGACACAUGAUCCGCAUCAAGAGAACCGCACUCCAGAAAUCGUUGGAACAUGGAGCUUGCGAAAUCGGGAACAACUCAAAAAAAGAAAAGCUGAAGUACAAGAAAAACAGACUUCACAGUGGCUAUUUGGAGAACAGAAGAAAGGCAAGCGGCAGAGAACAGAAAAAGAAAAUGAAAGAGAUAGAAAAAGACAACGAGCGACAAAGCUAAAGAUGAAGCCUGAGCCACAAGUAGAAAAAGAAAGGAUGGUGAAAGCACUGACUUCUACAAAGCAAGAAACGGAUCCUCCUGGGUGUGUAACCAAAGCCUUCACUCCUGGAGCCACUCAAGAAAAAGCAGUGGCUAAGGAAUGCAUACCUGAAAUAUGUCAAGACAACAUUAUACAUCAAGAAAAUUGUUCUGAGUACCAAGAAAUAGGGGCACAAAGUCACCCUUCUGAAGCAUGCCAAAAUAUGGCAGAACCUGAAGAUCUCUCUCCUAAAAUGUGCCAAAAAAUAGCGGUACUUCAAGAACAUCCUUCCAGAAUCUACCAAGAUAUGGCAGAACCUGAAGACAUCUCUCCUAAAAUGGGCCAAGAAGUAGUGGUACUUCAAGACCAUCCUUCCAGAAUGUAUGAAGAUAUGAUUGAACCUGAAGACCUUUCUUCUAAAACAUGCCAAGGAACAGCUGUGCCUAUAGCCAUUCCUUCUAAAACAUCUGAAAAUACAGCUGGCCUGGAAGGAUGCUCUCCUGAAAUAUACCCUAAACCAGAUGUGCCUAAAGACUACCCUCUUGAAACAGACAAAAAACCAGUGGAACCCAAAGAAUGGAAUUCUGAACCAGACCAAGGAACAGCUGAGACUAAAAGUGUGUUUCCUAAAACACACGCUAUUGCCAUGCCUAAAGACCUUUCUACAAAAACAUGCCAAGAAACAAAGGAACCUGAAUACUUCUCUCAUAAAACAUACCAAGAAAUGAUUGUGCCUAAAGUCACCUCUCCUAAAAUGAUCCAAAAAACAUCCGAGCCUGAAGAAUAUUCUCCUGAAAUACACCAAGAAACACCUGAGCCUGAAGAAUAUUCACCUGAAGUAUACCAAGAAACAGCUAGAGCUGAAGAACAUUUACCUGAAAUGUAUCAAGAAACAUCUGGGCCUGAAGACCUCUCUACUAAGACAUGUACAAAUAAAGACGGGCCUAAAGAAUGCUUCCUAGUACCAUACCAGGAAACAGGUGAACCUGAAGGCCAGGAUCUUAGAGCACACCAGGAAGAUGCUAAGGAGGUUUACACUUUUCCUCCAGAAAUGAAAGAAAAACCCAAAGCAGAAGAACCAGAAAUACCAGCAAAUCUGAACAGUCCUCCAAAAGGUCGUCCUGAGAAAGACAUCAUCUAUAGCUAUGUUUUAUAUUAA
Messenger RNA from Chrysochloris asiatica (Cape golden mole), 1428 nucleotides. RefSeq names its product hemogen (gene HEMGN). Bases 1 to 1428 code for a protein of 475 amino acids. Gene Ontology annotation, biological process: regulation of osteoblast differentiation; cell differentiation. The transcript is spliced from 5 exons. Lineage: Eukaryota; Metazoa; Chordata; Mammalia; Afrosoricida; Chrysochloridae. Gene Ontology annotation, cellular component: nucleoplasm. The record is from RefSeq and is a predicted model, not a curated record.